Messenger RNA from Aspergillus welwitschiae, 1142 nucleotides. RefSeq names its product SDR family NAD(P)-dependent oxidoreductase. Lineage: Eukaryota; Fungi; Ascomycota; Eurotiomycetes; Eurotiales; Aspergillaceae. Bases 237 to 1022 code for a protein of 261 amino acids. The transcript has a single exon. The record is from RefSeq and is a predicted model, not a curated record.
GCUUCGGAGACCGCUCCGGAGUUAGCGGACUUCACUUCCGUGCAGUGUCUGCCCCACGACCAUCCAACGCCGCAUCGACGGCCCCGAGGGUAGCCAGACAACAGACUCACUCUCCAGUUCGGUUAUAUAUUAACUUCUGCACCCUUAUCCCUGCAGCCGUGUUCAUCAGAGUUCGUCAACCCCCUGCCGUGACAGUGCAUCACUCGAAAUUGGUCUAUUCAUCGUCAAUCAGAAAAAUGGCUCGCAUUCUCAUUACUGGCUCUGUCGACGGACUUGGCCUUGAGGCUGCCAGACAGCUUGUCCACAGAGGCCACACUGUGUACCUACAUGCACGCAAUCAACAACGUGCAAUGGACGCGAAAUCGGCAUGUCCAGGUGCCGCCGGGGUGUUGACGGCCGACUUAUCCAGUGUGGCAGAAACACAGAAGCUCUGCCACGAUGUGAACGCAAUUGGCAAUUUUGAUGCCGUCAUCCUCAACGCUGGACUCAUGCAGGGUGGCUUUCGCAAAACCCCGGAUACUGGUGCUCCAGCCUUGGUGUCUGUCAACCUUAUCUCACCUUAUGUGAUGUCUUGCUUGCUGCGUCCACCGAAGCGCCUCAUUUUCAUCUCCUCACACCUGCACCGGCAGGCAAACAUGGCGAGCAUGGAUGACAUGUUCUGGUUCAAGCGCGGGGAGACCAGGUACCAAGACUACCCAGCAUAUUGUGACUCCAAGCUUCAUGUCAUGCUUCUCGCCAAUGCAGUCGCUCGGCGGUUCAAAAACACUUCAGUGACUUCAGUGCAUCCCGGGUGGGUGGCGACAAAGCUUGGCGGACAGGGUGCUCCAGAUAAACUGGAGGACGGUGUCGAAACGUAUGUCAUGUUAGCCGAAGGGGAUUAUGAUGAACAGAACCUGUCUGGAGCUUAUUUUGAGCCCAAGAGGAAGAUUGGCCAGCCGAUUCCGGCUGCAAGAGAUGAGGAUCUCCAAGAGAAGGUGGUGCAAGCCUGCGAGGAGGUUACUGGAUUGAGGCUGUCGGCUUAGUAUCCAAAUGUGGUUAUUGAGGAGUUGAUAUUGGACUGCAUAUAUUGUUUGACCGCCAUUGUGAAGCGUACACAAUAGUUAAGGAGGAAAUGUUGUUUGCUCAUCACUUAGAUCUCCGUU